Messenger RNA from Penicillium taxi, 1281 nucleotides. Its product is annotated as NAD-dependent epimerase/dehydratase family protein. The transcript has a single exon. Gene Ontology annotation, cellular component: cytosol. Gene Ontology annotation, biological process: beta-D-galactose catabolic process via UDP-galactose, Leloir pathway. Gene Ontology annotation, molecular function: UDP-glucose 4-epimerase activity. Lineage: Eukaryota; Fungi; Ascomycota; Eurotiomycetes; Eurotiales; Aspergillaceae. The record is from RefSeq and is a predicted model, not a curated record. Bases 1 to 1281 code for a protein of 426 amino acids.
AUGCAUAGCCCUCAUCAUUCAGAUGCAAGCACACCGGCGGAGAGCGAGUCCAACUUUGUUGACACUCCAGCCACAGUCAACUCAGUCUCGCUGGAGAACCUAGACGAACUGCUGCGGUUCCCUGUCGAGAGCUCUUAUAUCCUUGUCACCGGUGGCCUUGGCUUCAUCGGCAGUCACACAACCCUUGAAUUGCUCAAGGCGAAUUACAAUGUCGUUGUGGUCGACAACCUCAGCAAUGCUUUCGAAAACGUCUUCGACCGCAUCACUACUCUGGCACAUAAAUACCACAAUGAGAAUGGCACUAAGAUGCCCGAUCUCAGAUUACAUGCACACGACUAUAGAGACACAGCUGCCCUCCGGCCUCUUCUUGAAGAGUACCGAGUUCAAACACGAUGGAACAUUCCCAAGUCAAAGAUUGCCGGUGUUAUUCACUUUGCUGCAUAUAAGGCAGUUGAGGAGAGCAUCAAGAGUCCACUCAAGUAUUACUCAAACAACGUCAGCGGCUUGAUCGACUUUGCCUCAAUUCUUGGCGAAUUUGGCAUCAAGACUUUUAUCUUCUCUUCCUCUGCUACCGUCUAUGGCACACUUGCAAACAGUGGUCUCCCAUUGAAAGAGGAGCUAUGUGUGCAUAGGGAAGAAAAAUAUACCAAUGCCACCGGCGAUAUCCAGACAUUGCAGCCCGGCUGCACUGGUAUCACCAACCCCUACGGCCGCACAAAAUGGAUGUGUGAGACCAUUCUGGCAGAUCUUGCUGCCUCAGAUCCAGAAUGGACAGUUGUUGCUCUUCGUUAUUUCAACCCUGUCGGAUGUGAUACCUCUGGUCUCCUCGGCGAGGACCCAAGACAAAUUCCCACCAACUUGCUCCCAGUCGUCGUCAAGGUCAUGACUGGCCAGUACGCCGAGCUGCAGAUGUUUGGCUCAGACUGGGAAACCGAGGACGGAACCGCUGUCCGGGAUUACAUCCACGUCACUGAUCUCGCAUGUGGUCACAUUGCCGCCCUGAACACUGCCGUCGAAGGAAAGCUGAUCGAAAACUUCCGUACCUUCAACUUGGGCACUGGAUCUGGCAAUUCUGUCUUGGAUGUCGUCAACACCAUGGAAGCUGUGAUAAAUAAGUCUAUUCCCCGCAAGGCCGCAGACCGCCGUGCUGGAGAUGUUGGCUCAUGCGUCGCUGUUGCCGAUCGGUCAAGGGAAGAGCUGAACUGGAAGACUGUCAAGUCACUCAAAAAUGCUUGCGAGGAUAUAUGCAACUUUUUGGUAGUCAGUGGCCUUUCUACGUAA